Messenger RNA from Cicer arietinum (chickpea), 647 nucleotides. RefSeq names its product E3 ubiquitin-protein ligase SDIR1-like. The record is from RefSeq and is a predicted model, not a curated record. Gene Ontology annotation, molecular function: ubiquitin protein ligase activity. NCBI's taxonomy places the organism in Eukaryota, Viridiplantae, Streptophyta, Magnoliopsida, Fabales, Fabaceae. Gene Ontology annotation, biological process: protein ubiquitination; ubiquitin-dependent protein catabolic process.
AAAAUUUUGUCUGAAAAGGAAAACCACAUAAUUGCAUUGUCAGUACAAGGUAAUUUGGAGAUUCCUAUCUUUUCUUCAGCGUGUUCAUGCAGCACGUCCUAGUAACUCCAACUCACUCACUUUUCUCGUAACAGUUCUCCUGUUAUUCAUGAUUCUGAACUCUCACCAGAUGUCACCAAAUUUUCUGCUCUGGCUUGUGCUUGGUGUUUUCUUUAUGGCUACAAUGCUAAGGAUGUAUGCAACAUGUCAACAGCUUCAAGCACAGGCCCAAGCUCAUGCAGCAGCAGCCAGUGGCCUUCUUGGCCACAUAGAACUACGGUUGCAUAUGCCGCCAUCAAUAGCACUUGCAAGCCGAGGGCGUUUGCAGGGUCCUAGACUUCAACUGGCACUUCUUGUGAGAGUUUGAUGAUCUAGGUUUAGUGACAGACAAUACUGUAGGAAUAGAUUAAUUCUUUAUUUAUAUUUAUCUAGUUUUUAGUGACAGUCAUUAUUGUAGGUAGAAAUCAAAAACAUAUAGUGACAAUCAUCAGAACAUGUAGCGACAGUCCUCAAAGUGUAGCAGGACGCCCCCUUAAAGUUGACACUAGAUUUGAGUGUCACUCAAAGUAUUAUUGACUUUUACCUACAGUUUUUAACUUUUAGUGAAA